This is a messenger RNA of Metarhizium acridum CQMa 102, 999 nucleotides long. The record is from RefSeq and is a predicted model, not a curated record. NCBI's taxonomy places the organism in Eukaryota, Fungi, Ascomycota, Sordariomycetes, Hypocreales, Clavicipitaceae.
AUGUGUCAACCAACCUCUCCACCGCUAUUUCCGUCAUCCCUCACCCGACAGAACCGGAUUCCCUUGACCUCCAUCCCCGCAAAUGCCUCCUCAACUGGUGGCCAUUAUCCUAUUCACCUCGGAGACGAGCUUCAUAAUCGCCGGUUCCGGGUUAUUCAUAAGCUAGGCUACGGCGGCUCCUCAAUAGUAUGGCUCUGCCGUGACCAAAGUCAAAACAGCCCGACGUACGUCGCAGUCAAAAUCUUCGUCGCCCGCCUACAAGAAGCAGAAUGCCGCGAGUUACUCGUCUUUAAAGACCAAAAUCUCCAUUAUCAGAGUCGUUACUUUUGUCUUCCCAAGGAGCAAUUUACUAGGGAGAGCCCCAACGGAACGCAUCUCUGCCUUGUCUUUCCGGUACUCGGGCCGACGGUGGACCAGGCCGCCUGGAUUUUCAACGAGGAGCAAGACGUAGAUAGCGUCGCUCUUCGUAAAUUUAUCUUGCCACAAGCAAUAAUUAUCAACUUUGGGCAAGCCGUGGAAACAGCCGUGGAAACGCCACCAUUUAGCAUACCGACGAACUAUGCGGCACCGGAGAUGACUGUAUUAGACGAAGAAGACUACGAAGAUGAGAUUUCCUCCGUGAUAGGAGAGCGACCGAAUCCGUUGGAAGGUCAGCCUGUAAACGGGAAUGUUGAUACGGCGGCCGCUCGCCAGAUCUGCAAGAGGGCCUUUGGCGACGACACCACCGCGGAACAGGAGCAGUGGGCGGAGAUGCUCGCAGGCCUGCUGAGUGUACACUGUUAUAAAGAGGGACUGGAGAGAAUGCUGCUAGUGCUACUGGCCAUAUAUGAGCGGAUGUGGACUUUCUCUUUCGAGAGGGCGCAUCUGCAGCCGGAUGACAGCUUGAUGAUGGACAAAGGAAUGAACCUGGUUGUGUCUUGGACGCUGUCAAGCGUGGCGUUCAAGCUUUUCAAGGCCAACUUCCGUUCUGCUUUCCAAGGGGCUAUCGAGACCCAGUAG